GGUGGCAAAAAUCUAUGGAUGAAAGAUUUGUAUUUUCAAAUCGAGCGAUGAGCGUUAGAGAUAAAUAUGGUCACCUAGCCGGGACUUUUUUGACCCAGCAUAAUCCGUUUUUCCGUUGCGUUAGGUAUAUAUUUAGUCGUUGUUCCGCUGUUGCACCCACAAAAUCAAUGG
This is a messenger RNA of Dentiscutata erythropus, 171 nucleotides long. Lineage: Eukaryota; Fungi; Glomeromycota; Glomeromycetes; Diversisporales; Gigasporaceae. The record is from the annotation of a GenBank genome assembly.